This is a messenger RNA of Candoia aspera, 2075 nucleotides long. It is a transcript of the gene CDK18, whose product is annotated as cyclin dependent kinase 18. NCBI's taxonomy places the organism in Eukaryota, Metazoa, Chordata, Lepidosauria, Squamata, Candoiidae. Bases 150 to 1565 code for a protein of 471 amino acids. The transcript has 16 exons. Gene Ontology annotation, cellular component: nucleus; cytoplasm. The record is from RefSeq and is a predicted model, not a curated record. Gene Ontology annotation, biological process: protein phosphorylation. Gene Ontology annotation, molecular function: cyclin-dependent protein serine/threonine kinase activity; ATP binding.
AGUACAGUGCAAAGAAGGUUGUUGUGGAAUAAACCUGCAAACAUCAUGCAGUGUGUUCAUAGGAGAUCUCUCAGUGAGAAGUAACAUUCAGGCAGUGCCUCUUGGAGUGACAAAAGAGAUCCUGCUGUUGUCUUGCUCUACAGAAUACAAUGAACAAGAUGAAAACGUUCAAGCGCCGCUUUUCCCUUUCAGUUCCCCGGACAGAGACUAUUGAGGAAUCCCUGGCAGAGUUUACAGAGCAGUUCAACCAACUCAACAACAGGAAGAAUGAAGAUAUGGCACAAGGACAUUUGCAUCUGGGUAGCCUGAAUAGGGACAUCCAGAUGCAGCCCAGUUCUGCCUCACCUUUGGAAGGCCGGUCCCCGACUCCCGUGCAUUACCGAAAUGGCAACCAGCGCCGCUUUUCUAUGGAGGACGUCAGCAAGCGUCUCUCUCUGCCCAUGGACAUUCACCUGCCCCCAGAAUUCCUCCAGAAACUAGAAAUGGAAAAUCCAGAGAUUAAUAAACCUCUGAGCAGGAUGUCACGACGGGCAUCUCUGUCAGAUAUUGGGUUUGGAAAGAUGGAAACCUAUGUUAAGCUGGAAAAGCUGGGGGAGGGCACUUACGCUACUGUUUUUAAAGGACGCAGCAAACUCACUAAGAAUCUUGUUGCGCUAAAGGAGAUCAGGUUGGAACAUGAAGAAGGGGCUCCCUGCACAGCUAUACGGGAAGUUUCCUUACUGAAGAAUCUAAAGCAUGCCAACAUUGUGACUCUCCACGAUAUCAUUCACACAAAAUGCUCCCUCACUCUUGUCUUUGAAUAUCUGGACAGUGACCUGAAACAGUACCUGGAUAACUGCGGGAAUCUGAUGAGCAUGUACAAUGUGAAGAUUUUCAUGUUCCAGCUUCUUCGUGGUUUAUCUUACUGCCACCAGCAUAAGAUCCUACACAGAGAUCUCAAGCCACAGAAUCUGCUCAUUAAUGGGAAAGGAGAGCUGAAACUUGCUGACUUUGGUCUAGCCAGAGCCAAGUCUGUCCCAACAAAAACAUAUUCCAAUGAAGUGGUCACAUUAUGGUACCGACCUCCUGAUGUCCUACUAGGAUCUACAGAAUAUUCCACUCCCAUUGACAUGUGGGGCGUGGGUUGCAUACACUAUGAAAUGGUCACAGGACAUCCAAUGUUCCCAGGAUCCACUGUGAAAGAAGAACUUAAUUUAAUAUUCAGAAUGUUGGGAACUCCUACUGAAGAAUCUUGGCCCGGCAUCACAUCCAAUGAAGAGUUCAAAACUUACAAUUUCACACAGUAUCGAGCCCAACCCUUGAUAAAUCAUGCACCCAGGCUAGACACAGAAGGAAUUGACCUUUUGACAAGUCUCCUCCUGUAUGAAGCCAAACGACGUAUUUCUGCUGAAUCAGCUCUACGACAUCCCUACUUUAUGAUCCUAGAUGAACGAGUGCACCUCCUUCCCGAGACUGCCUCCAUCUUUUCUUUGAAGGAAAUUCAACUUCAAAAGGACCCUGGCUGCCGAGGCUCAAGUUUCCAGCAUGUUGCUCGAGGAAAGAAUAGGAGGCAAAGCAUAUUUUAAGCCUGUUCAUUCAUUCGUCCAAUCACUGAGAAGAUUGAAGCACUGAGAGGAGAGAGGACCACUGGAUCCCCGGUAGUCCAUCCCCAGAAAGAUAAGGGGUGGCAUCUGCCAUACAAGAGCUGCUUUGCAAUCUCAGGCAUGCAGUACAGCUAUUUCUCAGAAGCCCACCUCUUUCGCCAGUCAGAAAGACAAAGAGAGACAUUGUAAAGCCUGGCCAGCUCCCAUUCUUCAUACAGCAAUUGGAAUAUGCCACUCAGGCAAGAUGGCGAGUGGCCUUGCGUGCUGCCCUGAAACAUGGAGGCUGCUGUUCUAGAGGGAAGCAGUUCCACUGUGGAAUCCACAUCAGCUUUGCUCCUUAGAUAACUCGUCACAGCCAAUGUUCUGAAUUCCAUUGUUUGUUUUCCUCCUCAUGAGAUGAUUUCUAUGACAGCUUGCAGAUAUGAGGAAUACGAUGUAACAAUGGAAAGCACUGAUUUUUAUGCAGAGCCCUCUCCCUCUGCCUUUAAACUU